AAAGAUUUCACUUAUCCCAAAGUAAAAACCUCUAAAGGUCUUGCCCACUCAGCCGUGAACGACGACUCACUGUCGUCGGCACAACUUUUGCCAUGAAAACGGUGAAUUCUUAUAAUGCAACCUCUUUUCGCAACCGUCGAAACAGUACUAUUAUAAGCGUGAUAUUUUAUUAUCUUAUCGGCGUAGAUUAUGUACACAAGUGUUGGUUUUGUACCGUGUAAUGGACAACACAUUAGUUACCAGCACUCAAAUGGGUACCGUGUGAUUACGUCUGAAUAUAACGAAAAUAAUAUAACCAACAAACGUAUGGAACGUAAAGAGUUGACAUUGAGUUUCCAUAACUUAAUCAAACGAGAUGAGCAACUCUACGGGUAUACAAACUACGGGAUGGACACUCCAACGCCGAUGUCAGCAUCAGGUGACUGCCUACCAGGCUUCUUUCCCGCCAUGGAUUCCCUGAGUCCUGGCAUGGAUUCAGACUUUGACGAGAGUCUGGCAGUGCCUGAGUCGCUCUCCGUUAUCAGUGCUGAUAAAAUUGAUAACAAGGAAGGGAACAGCGCUGGAACGUCCACGCAAACCGCAGUGCCAUUUAGAGCAGUCCACAACCCGCCGAUAAAAUUCAGCUCGGUGCACAGGAAAGUGUUCAUUCCGGGUGUUGAAAUAAAGGUCAGAUUCGUGGAGAACGAACGAAGCGUCACAACACACCUGCUCAAUCCUAAUUUAUACACAAUCUCCCUCACACAUGGCGACUUCAACUGGUCGAUCAAGAAGCGUUACAAGCACAUCCUGUAUCUCCACCAGCAGCUCACACUAUACAGGGCUUCUCUAGACAUACCUUUCCCAACAAAGAACCAUAAGACGAGACGAGCCAGCUUUAAGAAUACUGUGGAUACUGAAGAAAAAGCGGAGAAGGUGGCUUUACAAGCAGUUCCGAGAAGCAACUCGAAACGAAAUGUUAGGCCCAGGAAGAGGAAAGGGGCGUUGCCUAGGUUUCCAAAAAAGCCUGAAGUGAUGGUGACAUACGACGGCAUCCAGCUGCGUAUGAAACAGCUCGAAGAAUAUCUGUACAACCUACUCAACAUUUCGAUAUACAGAAAUCAUCAUGAAACCGUUAAAUUCCUCGAAGUAUCAACCCUGUCGUUCGUCGCGGAGCUCGGCAGUAAAGGCAAAGAGGGCAUGAUACAGAAGCGAACGGGAUCCACCCAGCCCGGGCAGGCCGGCUGCAACUGCUUCGGACUGCUUGGCAACAUGGUUUGUGUGAGGUGCAACUACUUCUGUACUGGCCUGGUGUGUGCCAAGUGGCAAGAAAGAUGGUUCUUCGUGAAGGAUACCUUCUUUGGCUACAUACGACCUCGAGAUGGAGUGAUUAAAGCCAUCAUGCUGUUUGAUCAAGGAUUCGAGGUGUCAAGCGGUAUGUACUCCACGGGCCUGAACCAUGGUCUGCAAGUCCUCAACCACAGCCGGCAGAUGGUGAUCAAAUGUUGGACGAAGAGAAAGAGCAAAGAGUGGAUGCACUAUCUCAAAACUGUUGCUAAUCAGACCGCGCGUGACUUCACGUUCCCCAACGUGCACCACUCGUUCGCGCCGCCGCGCGCCGCCACGCCGGUGGGCGCGCUGGUGGACGGGCGCGCCUACCUGGCCGCCGUGGCCGACGCGCUGGAGCUGGCGCGCGAGGAGAUCUACAUCGCCGACUGGUGGCUCAGCCCCGAGAUAUACCUCAAGCGGCCCGCGCUCGACGGGACCUACUGGCGGCUUGAUGUACUGUUGAAGAGGAAAGCGGCGCAAGGAGUCAAAAUAUUUAUAAUGCUGUACAAAGAAGUCGAAAUGGCGCUCGGUAUCAACAGUUUCUACAGUAAAAGUAGACUAGCUAGCGAAUAUAUUAAGGUCUUCCGUCACCCCGACCACGCUAAGAACGGCGUGUUGUUUUGGGCGCAUCACGAGAAGAUCGUGUGUGUUGACCAGACCGUGGCCUUCGUUGGGGGUAUCGACCUGUGCUAUGGACGCUGGGACGAUUAUAAACAUAGGCUAACAGAUCUAGGCAACGGACCCCACCCGGUCUCCACGAUCAGAACUAAGAAGAAGACGUCGAGCUCUCCCGGCGGCGGCCUGUACCUACCUCACACGAACGGACUGGAAGCUGCGCUGGAACUCGCUAAGAGUUCCAAAGACUUAGUUAUUAGUUUGAAUGACGCCACACUACAAGACGACCCUCAAAAGGAAAAAGAGCCAGAACCAGAGCCGUCACCAGUAGAACCUACCCCAGAAAACCUCCCGGUCCUGGAGCCUGGAGACCAGCUCCUCAUCACCAACCCCCCACCACACGACAAGCACGAAUCCCCUGAAGUCCAGAAACGAAAUGUCCUGAACAAAAUCACGGACAGAGGGAAAGAUAUUAUUAGUAUACUGUACCCGCCAUAUGAAGAGGAGAGGUAUGAACAGAAGUUUGAUGACUCAGAAAGGAAAAAGGCGGAGAAAUAUGCGCUGUCCAAUGACCAGAUAUUACUUACUGAUGCCUUAGGUGUACCACCAAUAGAGAUAGAAUCUAGACAUGUAAGCCAACCCACACCUCUAGCACAAGUGAUAGAAGGCAGAGUGAUCACGGAGAGGACCAAGGAAGAGCUGGAGGAUAAUGAAGUGAACAACAAGCUUUGGAUAGGGAAGGACUACACCAACUUCAUUGUGAAGGACUUCAAUAACUUAGAUCUGCCGUUUGUUGACCUGGUGGACCGCAACUCGACGCCGCGCAUGCCGUGGCACGACGUGGGCGUGCUGCUGCAGGGCGCCGCCGCGCGCGACGUGGCCCGACACUUCAUACAGCGGUGGAAUGCCAUCAAGCUGCAGAAGGCCAGACAAAACCCGAACUACCCGUACCUGCUACCAAAGUCUUACGACAACAUUAAACCGCUGCAUGACCUAGACAAACUACUCGAGUGUGACAUCAACAACGUAUCGUGUCAGGUCCUGCGCAGCCUGUCCAGCUGGUCGGGCGGGUUCCUGGACCCCGACACGGUGGAGCAGAGCAUCCACGAGGCCUACGUGGACACCAUCACGCGCGCGCAGCACUACGUCUACAUAGAGAACCAAUUCUUCAUCACGCAGUCUCGUUCUAGUGUCACUGUUAGGAACCAGAUAGGCGAGGCGCUGUACAACCGCAUCAUGCGCGCGUUCCGCGCGGGGCAGCGCUUCCGCGUGUUCGUGGUGAUGCCGCUGCUGCCCGGCUUCGAGGGCGAGGUGGGCGCGCCCUCCGGCACCUCGCUGCACGCCGUCACGCACUGGAACUACCAGAGCAUCUGCCGGUCUCGCGAAGCUAUACUGACUCGACUAUACGAGGCGGGCGUCACAGACCCCACAGAAUACAUCACAUUCCACGGCCUCCGCACACACUCCGUGCUGGGCGGCGAGCCGGUCACCGAGCUCGUGUACGUGCACUCCAAGCUGCUGAUAGCUGACGACAAGACUAUCAUAUGUGGAAGUGCGAAUAUCAAUGAUAGAUCUAUGAUCGGGACUAGGGAUUCGGAAAUUGCGGUGUUGUUGCAGGACGAGCAGUUCACAGACGGCACCAUGAACGGCGAGGCGUACCCGUGCGGGCGCGUGGCGGGCGCGCUGCGCAAGCGCCUGUUCCGGGAACAUCUGGGGCUCAUGGGCGAGGACCUGGAGCAACGGGGGCUGUCGCUCGACGACCCCUGCUGCGACCAGUUCUACAGGAACCACUGGAAGGCCACGUCGAAAUUGAAUACUGAUAUCUAUGAGGAGGUCUUCCAAACCAUCCCAACGGACUCGGUCCAUUCCUUCGCUGAACUAAAGAAAUACCAAGAAGAGCACUGUCACAACCUCUGGAACACAGAUCCAGCGUUAGCGAACAGGAAAAUAGACCUUAUACAAGGGUAUUUAGUAGAUAUGCCGCUAGAUUUCCUUUGCAACGAAACCUUGACUCCAAGGAAUACCUCAAUGGAAGGUAUGAUGCCGACCGCCCUUUGGACUUAAUAAUAUUAAUGUUAUUGAUACUGCCUGGAUUAAUAUGCCAUGAAUAUCUGUGUCAAUAGGAUUUGUGAGUUAGUUUGGUGCUUAUAAUCCUGUAAAUAUCAGGCAGAAAGCAUUCCCUAGUUUGCAGUAUAUUACGUAAACACUAUGAAAAUUAUUUAUUUUUUCACAACUUAAAUUGACACAGAUAAAUUAACGAAUAAACUUUUAAGAAUUGACGUAUUGAGAUUUUUAGACGUUGAAUCUGUUGAGAUGAGAAUAUUUAAUGAUUAAUGAUGAGAAUAUUUAUAUUAUUAAUACCAUAAUUUAUUUCGUGUGUAUUGUGUUGUAUUUCGAUGUUUUGCUAUAUUUUUCUACGUUCGACGAUCAACAUCAGUCACGCCUAUGCCUAAGCGAUGGUAACUCCAAUAAAAUACGAAAAUUGACGAUGAUGGUCGAACAUUGCCAAAGCGAAGGCAAGUUAACAACAUAGAAAAUUAACGAUUGCAUAAUAAGUACGUACCUCUUUAUAAAUAAGUUUUAAAUGGAUGUAAGUGCAAUAUAUUUAAUCUGAUAUUGUAAGGUUGUAUAGUCAGUUUGUUAAAUGUGAGUGUUUGAUGAUCUGAUGUAGUUCUCUACAGAGUUUCCAUUUAUUUUUCAAUAAUACUAUGUUUAUUAAGCGUCAGUGGUGCAUUUGAGCUAUACUUCACAGCCAAAUAGUUUUCAUAGUAAAAAAAUGAAAUAAUUAUUUUGCGUCCAAUUAAAAUAAUGUAUAAAUUAUUAUUAAUCAUUAACACCUAUCAAAAUAGUAUACACUUGAUGUAACUAAACUACUGCUAAAUGCUUUCUAAUCACCCGAUGUUAAAUCAAUUAAUUCAAUAACUUAUUUACACGGAACUCCUAUAUAGGUUAUACUUAAAAAUGUAUUUAUCAUUCCAAUAUUCGCGCCAAAUUUCACGACCUCUAUAUUAAAGCUGAAGUUAUUUCUUUUUAUUAUUUACAACAUAUUUUAUUUAAAUAUUCAUUCCAUUUAAUUUAAUUAAAACAAUCUUAGCAACUGGGCUAGAUAAUAUAUAAAAAUAAUCAGCAUAGAAAUGUGUUUAUAAAACAUGGUGUGAUGUCUACUACUACAGAUAAGAAACUAACUCCCGAAUACUGAAACGGAACUUCAAAACGUUCCUAAAUAUGUAUACCUGUCGCUAUUAUACGCUAUAAUAUGACAGAGACAGCAUGAGGCUAACUUUGAUUAAAACCGAGUGUCGUUUCAGUAUUUGGCAUAGGUUUAUUACAAAACUAUCUUAUGAAAAAUCUUAUCUUAAUCAUUUACAGUAUUAUAAUGCAUAAUUUGACUAUUGCUUAUUGCGGGUUUCGAUCUUAAUUUACUUUAUUUAUAUCAUUUUAGACCGAGUAAAUUGUAUAAUGAUAAUAUUAAAUAACUAAAAAAUUCCUAUAGAAACUGAACUACUUAAAUCUAAGAAAUAAUAUUGAUAACCAAAACAAAGAAACUUCCUAUUAACAUAAAUCUAAGCUAUUUGAAAACAAAUUAUAAUUGUACUGAAAAAUAACGCUUCCAAACUAGAAUAAUAAUAAGUUCCAAUUUAUAAAAACCGUUUUCAGAUCGAUUUUUCCGUUCCUUACAAAUACAUGUCAUUCCAGUAAUAACCACCGGUUUCAAAUAUAUUUAAACAAUAUAUUCAAAUAUCCCAAAUAAAAAUGUGUUCAUACAUAUUAUAUAAGGACCUAACAAAACUGUUAUUUAAAACACCAGUUAUUCAAUCAUUGCCAGCUUUAUUUGAUUCUAAUUAUUCCAGUAAUUAUAUAAUUAUAAAAUUUAAAAAUUCCAUCCAAGUUACCUAUUACGGACUACUCACACUUAAUCAGCUCUAUUUAACUUAUUUUCAAUUAAGAUAACCAUUUUAUGUAGUGAUUGCUACAAAUCGAUGUUUUCUUGACCAUAAGCUGAAUAAGUGUAAGUUGUUAACUACUGCUACACUCAGCAGUUCUCAUUUUAAAAUAGAAUGUCAAAAGAAAACCUGUUUUAUUUAAUUCACUUUCCUAUUGCUGGUAUUAAAUGUUUAGUUAUUAAAGUAAUGCUAGAAACUCCAAUACUGAUACAGAAAUUAGUAGUAUUACUUACCUACGGGGGACCCUUCCCUUGGUUUUUCAUGGCUGUUUUUAAUAAUUCUUAUGAUAAAAAUAAUUUUAUUUUUUUAUUUUUCUGAUGGAAUAUAGAUGAUUUUAUUAUGGUGCAAAUACGGCUUUUGUUUGUAUAUUUAAACAAAGUUUUAUGAAUUUUUAAUCUUUUUAAUUUUAUGUUUGAAAUGAAUUUGUGUUGUGUGUUAUGUGAUAAUAAUAUAUAUUUUUAUGAAAAAA
Molecule: messenger RNA, 6333 nt
Organism: Trichoplusia ni (cabbage looper)
Lineage: Eukaryota; Metazoa; Arthropoda; Insecta; Lepidoptera; Noctuidae
Gene: Pld
Product: phospholipase D2
Exons: 21
Coding region: 190-3984 (1264 amino acids)
Biological process (GO): phosphatidic acid biosynthetic process; intracellular signal transduction; cell motility
Molecular function (GO): D-type glycerophospholipase activity; phosphatidylinositol binding
Source: RefSeq, a predicted model, not a curated record